UGCAGAUAAGUUGAAUAUCGUCCGUGUUUUCUGUCGUGUCACGUGGCAUCAGUGCUUUUGUUAGUUCUGGUGAAUUUGGGUUAAAGUUUAUUCACCAUUCUCGUCCUAAUUUCAUAGAAUAUGGAGCUAAUGAGUUGAAGUUAGGGUCGAUACGUUCCGCUCUGUGCGAAGCAUUAAUAUGAUGAUUUCACCGGAACAGAAACAGGAAGCGGGUGUUCGUGUGGGCCGAAUGGAAGAGCGACGCAGCGUCAGUGUUGCUGUGACUGUGCUGCGGUCUUCUUGUUCCUUACGUUACGCAGAUUUGUUAGAAGAGGCUUCAAUGACUCAAAUGUCGUGUGGAGUUUGGCGCGGCAAAAUGGAAACAUGUCAAUGACGCUGCGUGAUUCCCUUCGCCGGGACGAUCCUCGGUGGUUUGUGUCCAGGUGAGAUGGUUCUCAUCCAGGGUUCAGUUCCGUCAGACUCUGACAGGUUCCAGGUGGACUUCACGUGUGGCAGCAGCAUGAAGCCGCGCGCCGACGUGGCGUUUCACUUCAACCCGAGGUUUCGCAGGUCGCCGUGCGUCGUGUGCAACACGCUGCAGAAGGAGCGCUGGGGCCGCGAGGAGAUCCUGCACCAGGCGCCGUUCACCGCCGGCGAGGCCUUCGAGCUCGUCGUCCUCGUCCUCAGAGACGAAUUCAAGGUGGCAGUGAACGGUGCCCACGUGUUGCAGUACAAACACCGUGUGGCGCUGGAACGCGUCGACACGCUCUGUAUCUCUGGAAAGGUCAGCGUUGGAGCUGUGGGCGUGGUCCCGCCAGCGACGAUUUCUCCAGCUGCCAGUCCGACCAAUCAGGACUCAGAGAGGAAGGCAAUAAUUUCCUUGUCAGGAAACUUGCUGGUUCCGUUCACUGGUAACCUUAGCGACGGCCUCAAAGUCGGACGAAGCAUCUCCAUCAAAGCAGAAACAAAUGAAAACGCUCGCAGUUUCUGCGUGAACCUGCGACCUUCAGACGGCGGUGACAUCGUGCUGCACCUGAACCCUCGGCUCACAGUCUCCGCCUUCAUCAGGAACUCCUUCCUGUGCGAGAGCUGGGGCAUCGAGGAGAAGACGCUGGACUCGUUCCCCUUCACCGCCGGACAGUACUUUGAGAUGAUCGUCCGAUGUGACUCGCACUUCUUCAGAGUCGCUGUGAACGGAACCCACCUGCUGGACUACAAACAUCGGGUCCAGGACCUGGACCGGAUCAAAGUGGUGGAGGUUCAGGGAGACGUCCGUCUGCUGGACGUCAAGGUCUUCUGAUCACACACACAGACACAGGAAGUGCCUGCUGCUGCUAUUGCACCAGACCAGCAGGGGGCGUCUCAGGGUCGAGGAGACGUUUAUUUCUGGAAAUGCUUCAUUACAUUACAUUUACUUUUAUCCACAAUAACAGCUUCACUGAUUGGUUGAUUGAUGAGCAGAUGACACACCCCCUUAUCAACUCUGCGUGAAAGAUGCAUCGACGAGGACGACGUCCCGCGCUGAGAAGACGCCGGAGGACGCGUCCCCGACUCCAAGGGUUAUUCAUGACUAAACUAAUGUAAUUUGAUAACUUCUCUUUAACACGAGUCACGCGUGGAUUUGAAUGUUUUACAUCACGACGAUGAUGAAGAUGAAGAUGAAGAUGAAGACGCAAACCUGGAAGAUUCUGGCGAUUUUGAAUAUUUCGCUUCAGAUUAAAGAAAAACUGUCAUUUGUUUACAAAUAAACAACGAAUGAAACUAA
Molecule: messenger RNA, 1744 nt
Organism: Solea solea (common sole)
Lineage: Eukaryota; Metazoa; Chordata; Actinopteri; Pleuronectiformes; Soleidae
Product: galectin-8-like
Exons: 9
Coding region: 428-1279 (283 amino acids)
Molecular function (GO): carbohydrate binding
Source: RefSeq, a predicted model, not a curated record